GUUCCUCCGCCCUGACGGUCAGUGACAGCUAACUGCAGCGGUCCACAGUAUGGUCUACAGAGCAGCUGCAAACAUGAAGGACAACAGUUUACCACGAAUUGUAGUUAUCAUCGUGUGUACGGUGGUCUUUGUCGCCGUUUUAAUCGUUAACGCGUUGGCAGGAGCGGGCAGAGGUCCUUUCCAUUCCUCUACAGGUAAUGUGUCAGGCCGCUACGAGACAGACAUCACUCCGGCCGGCUGGACCUUUUCUAUCUGGGGUGUCAUCUACACCUGGCUCACUCUCAUGGUCAUAUACCUCACCACAUAUGUAUUCCGAGGAUCCUGGGCUCAGUGUCUGCUGCCCUACAGCUUCUAUUUUUGCUGGCUGUCCAACAUGCUGCUGAACAUGAUCUGGUUGCUGCUGUGGGACAGAGAGUUGAUGUUAGCGGCUCUGGUUGUGAUAAUCCUAAUAGUGAUUACCAACUACAGCGCUUUGUUCCUCAGCUGCUUUGCAACAGAUUACUAUGGGCUCUGGUUAAAGUCAUACCAUCGCAAAGACCUGGCCUGUCUCAGAAUACUGGUUCAGAACGGGUUGGCUCUCUACACUACAUGGACUUCCAUUGCCUCUCUGAUCAACUUUUCACUGGUUCUCCACAUGUGGGGUGUGGACAAGAGCACAGCAGCAACAGCUUCUCUGUGCAUCCUGUUUGCAGAGGUGGUGGCAUGGUUCAUCCUGGAGAACUGGGUGCUGGACCGUUGGGUGCGGUACGUCCUGACAGUGUACCCUGUGGUGAUCGUGGCUCUGGUUGGAAACGUCCUCAGACGUUUUAACCCAGAUGAUCCCACUCCAAAUUCUGUAUUCAUGGUUGUGCUGCUAGUGUUGGCGUGUGUCCUGCUGAUUUCGAGGAUCUGUACUGUCAUCUGGAGAAACUACUGGCGGCCUCUCCUCUCCCCGGGCUCAGCGCGGCUGAUGGUGUCACCCCUUGAUGGCAGAAAAUUCAGGGUCUUUACUUAAACAAUAAGAACACCGCAGAUUUUAAACUCUUAGGCCACUCUUCCAUUUCAACACAAUCAACUGCAAUAUUCAAAGGUAAAUAUGUCACAGAGUUGCAGACAACAUGGAGAAGAGCUGCAUUUCUUCCGAUAGGUUUGACUUGCUUGAAAUGGAAAGAAAGUGUUCUAAUGGAAAACCACUUCUCAUCCUUUCUCUCAAACUACAGUUAAGACACCGUAAUAGUGCUUUCACAUCUGAAAUACUUUCUUUGAAAUACUAAUAACCUACUACAACUGUUUACCACUACUUCCCAAUAUACUGUCUAUAUGUAAACUACUUUUUGUAUGAAUGCAUGCAUGUGAUUAAAUAUUGUGGGUUUUUUUAUGGCUAUUUUAAAGCUUUUUUUGCAUUUAUUUUGGCAUUUUUGUUUUGUAUCUAUACAGUGGCAAUAGACUGCAUACUAUCAACAUGUUGUUUUUACAAAGUAUAAUUUGGAUUGAAUUAUUGGGAUAUUUGUUGAAUUCAUUCUAAUUUGCCAAUUAAAGCAUUCUUUUCACUUCUAA
Plectropomus leopardus (leopard coralgrouper) is the source of this 1536-nucleotide messenger RNA. RefSeq lists its product as uncharacterized. The record is from RefSeq and is a predicted model, not a curated record. Lineage: Eukaryota; Metazoa; Chordata; Actinopteri; Perciformes; Serranidae.